AUGGCCAGUUCGCAAUCCGGCCAGAACACCGACUCUCUGUCCCCCGCCACACGCAGUUGCCACCGCUGCAACCAGAAGAAAAUCCGGUGCAGCAAAUCGCAGCCCUGUUCCAGCUGCGUCGAGUCCAAUUCCGACUGUGUAUUUCCUGGUCCUGGUCGCGCUCCACGGCGUAAGAAGAGGCCGCUGAAGGCUGAGCUUGUAUCCCGCUUGAAAAGUCUGGAGCAGCAGGUUCGGGGUUUGACGACGGAGCCUGGAAAUGGCACUCUACAUGACUCCCUGGACGGCAGCGAGAGUGUCGCGGAGGCUACAGCUAGUGAGGAUGGAAGGUUAAUGCCAGGUGAGGGUUCGACUCGUUAUGUUACCCACGAUGCUCUAGUUGGUCUUAUGGACCAGAUUGAAAACCUCAAAGAUAUAGCAAACUCCCCUAGCAUUCAAGACUAUGAUGACCAUGGCCAAUUCAGUACCCCUGAUGAGGACUCGCCAAACGGCAACCAAUUUCUGUUCGGAUACUCGUCGAUGGCAUCUUCGCUGGACGCCUUCCACCCCAGCCCAGCACACAGCCAAAUACUGUGCAAGGCAUUCGAAGAAAACGUCGCCCCAGUGGUGAUGAUCUUCCACAAGCCAACAAUCCAUGCACUCAUCUCCAACUCCUCCAGCGGCAGCUCCAUCGACCGAGCCAGCGAAGCCAUAGUCUUCGCCAUCUACUUCGCAGCAAUCACCAGCAUGAGCCCAGAACAGUGCUCAAAGGACCUAGGACAAGACCGCCCAUUACUCAUACAGCACUACCGCUUCGCAACGCAGCAAGCCCUAGCUCGCGCAAAUUUCAUGCAAUCGCAGACCCUCCCCCUUCUUCAAGCAGCCACGCUCUUCCUAUCCUGUCUCCGCCACCCAGGCGACGCGGACUUUGUAUGGGCCAUGACCGCGGCGCUGGUCCGCAUGGCACAGGGCCUAGGCAUCCACCGUGACGGAACCCACUUCGGGCUGAGUGCCUACGAGACGGAAAUGCGGCGCCGGCUGUGGUGGGCUAUCUACCUGCUGGACUCGCGGUCGUCUGAAUUCCGGGGUAUUGGGCCGCAAAUCUCGGAGGGGGACUCUUAUUAUGACACGAGAUUGCUUUUGAAUAUAGACGAUACGGACUUGUCGCCAGACCAGGCUCAGCAGCAACCUGAGAAACGUGUUGGAUUCACAGAGUCAACGUUCUGCACGGUACGAUGCGAAAUGACUGUUCUUUAUCGACAGGCUCACCUGAAUUCCAGCAGCAGCGGAGGCCCAUCGCCACUAGGAGAACGCCUUCGUCGGCUAGACCACGUCCACAGCCGGUUACAAAAGCACUAUCUCCAGUUCUGCGACACCUCAGUUCCCAUCCAGUGGGUGACGGCGACGGUAAUCCGGCUCGCACUCGCGCGAUCAUGGCUCCUCGCCCAUCUUCCCCAAGGAACUAUAGCAGAUGCUGAAAUCGCGCCGGGGACAGAGGAUCCUCUACGAGAACAGCUCCUUUCAACCGCCGUCGAAGUAAUCGACUUUGCAUAUCUCCUCGAAACAGACACCCGGACAAGCCAGUGGUCAUGGCUCUUCGAGGGCUAUCCGCAAUGGCAUGCCGUACUGGUUGUGCUCGCAGAACUCUGUGCUCGGCCGCAGUCUUCAUUGACGGACCGGGCGUGGGCUGUGACGGUCAAGGCUGUUGAGCGGUGGAUUGAUACUGGGUUCCGGGCAGCGGGGAUUACGCCGAAGAUUAUCUUUGGUCUGAUGGAGCGUGCUGCUGCUGCACAGGGGUAUAUUUGGGAUGGAGUGGAGAGAAAGAAAGGCACUGAUGGUUCUGUAUCGAAAUCUGUUUAG
This is a messenger RNA of Aspergillus versicolor CBS 583.65, 1836 nucleotides long. Its product is annotated as Zn(II)2Cys6 transcription factor. Gene Ontology annotation, molecular function: DNA-binding transcription factor activity, RNA polymerase II-specific; zinc ion binding; DNA binding. Gene Ontology annotation, biological process: DNA-templated transcription; regulation of DNA-templated transcription. NCBI's taxonomy places the organism in Eukaryota, Fungi, Ascomycota, Eurotiomycetes, Eurotiales, Aspergillaceae. Bases 1 to 1836 code for a protein of 611 amino acids. The record is from RefSeq and is a predicted model, not a curated record. The transcript is spliced from 2 exons.